AGUUUUGCCUCCGGAAUGGCGUCAGGGGUAAAGUCGACCCAGUCCAUGACCGAUGCCUUGUCGGCCGUGCGUCGGGCACUGAAUCCAGAUAUAGAGACCGUUAAGGCCUCCGAGGAAGCUGUGAAGGAAGGCCUACUUCAAGCUGAUGAGGAUAAGCCUAUCGUUAAAGGGCCCGACUGGACUAAGCGUUUUAGCGUCGUAAGUUCGCACCUGUCGAGUAUUGAAGACUGUCCUUCUGUGACUGAGUUCGAGCUCUCGAAGACGUGCCGGAAAGCACUGAAGGGUAUGGGCAUCAGUCGCCUCUUCCCGGUACAGGCUACGGUCUUACCGAUCGUUCUUGGAAGGGUGAGGACGCCGGUGGGAAGCAGGUACGAUUGUGACCUAUGUGUGGCAGUGCCAACUGGGCAGGGAAAGACGUUGGGCUACCUCUUACCUAUAUUCCAACUACUGUCUCAUCGGAAGUACCAGACCCUACGUGCCCUGGUCCUCGCGCCUACACGGGACUUGGCCCUCCAGGUGAAGGAGGUGGCCGACCACUUUACGGGGGGUAAGGACAACUUCAAAGUCGACUGUGUGGUGGGACAAUACCAUGCCCAAACCUUUGCUGAAGAGGAUGGAUCAUCGGCUGGUCCAGAUGUGCUGGUCGCUACGCCCUCAAGGGCCUUGGAUCUGAUCACGGGUGAGCGAGUACCUGUUGAUGGUAUUAGAUGGAUGGUCCUUGAUGAGGCUGAUAGGCUGUUGAAUUCCAGUAGAGAAGCGACAGUGGAAGUGGUGAGGCGAGUGAUGGAAGCUUCCCCUCGGUGUCAGCGUAUGCUGUUCUCGGCUACUAUGACGUCGAAUCCACAGAAGCUAGCCCAGCUGGCACUCAGCCGACCGUUCUUCCUCUUGAGCACCCAGACUGGGGCUCAUGCUACGCCGGAGAACCUCCGACACAGGUUCGUGGUCGCCCGAGCGGAGCAGAAGAAACCUGGGGUCCUGGUAUCGAUACUUGGUGAAAUUUACCCUCCUACUGCGUCCGAGGCCACUAGCCGCACUAUGAUAUUCUGUGGCUCUGUGGAGCAUGCACAUCGAUUGACUAGGUUGUUGCAGAUAUGUGUGGUUGGAAAUGAGAAUAUAAAGGAAGGAAUAAAGAUAAGGGAGUUCAGUGCAGCACUGAACCAGAAGCAGCGGGUACGCUUACUUGAGGCCUUCCGGACUGGUCGGAUUCAUGUACUGGUGUGUAGUGAUGUGGCAGCUAGAGGCUUGGACUUCCGAGAGGUUGACCAUGUCCUACAAUAUGAUGUCCCGAAUAACGUCCAGGGGUAUAUCCAUCGCUGUGGUCGGGCUGGUCGGGCUGGCCGGCAGGGGUGUAGUAGUACUAUCCUUGUGGGGAAGCAAGUGAAGCAUUUCAAGGAUAUGCUUCGAGAGGAGGAGGCGGUCACUAUGGAUAAGUUGGAGCAGAUGAAGCCAGUCGUGGAGGACAUACCGGAAUACCAGGAAAAACUGUCAAUGUUGGAGGUGUGCCUAAAGCGAGAGAAGAAGGGAGUGUACUCGUUAACAGAGCCGGUCGACCCAGCUGCCCUGAAGGGCAGCCAGUCAGAGAGUGAUCGAGACGUGGCUCGGGUUAAGAAGACCAAGCGGCCUCUUUCUAGUAUGGUGUAUGAGGCACUCCUCAGUAAUGUGCGCCAGCGGUUGGGAGGUGCCCCUAAGGGCUAGGGUAUGCUCCUUUGG
Perkinsus marinus ATCC 50983 is the source of this 1710-nucleotide messenger RNA. RefSeq names its product ATP-dependent RNA helicase DBP6, putative. NCBI's taxonomy places the organism in Eukaryota, Perkinsozoa, Perkinsida, Perkinsidae. Gene Ontology annotation, cellular component: nucleus. Gene Ontology annotation, molecular function: ATP binding; nucleic acid binding. Bases 16 to 1695 code for a protein of 559 amino acids. The record is from RefSeq and is a predicted model, not a curated record. The transcript is spliced from 12 exons.